AUGGCUUCUCACAAAGCUGCUUUGUUAUCUUCAGUAUUGCUAGUUUCUCUCUUCGUUACCUUCACAGAAGCUAGAGAAUUCGUGGUUGGAGGCAAAAAUAAUUCAUGGAAAAUCCCUUCCUCUGAAUCCGAUUCUCUCAAUAAAUGGGCUGAGGCUUCACGUUUCCGAGUUGGAGACACCCUAGUGUGGACUUAUGAUCCCAAAAAGGACUCGGUGCUUCAAGUGACUAAAAAGGACUAUGAAACCUGCAAUACAUCAAGUCCACUGGCUACAUACAAGGAUGGUAACACAAAGGUGAAGCUUGAUAAGUCAGGGCCAUACUACUUCAUAAGUGGAGCUGAUGGGCAUUGUAAGCAGGGACAAAAGUUAAUUAUUGUGGUUAUGUCUAAGAGAAGCCAGUCAAUGGGCAUUUCUCCUGCACCUUCUCCGGUUGAAUUUGGAGGUCCUGCAGUGGCUCCAACUAGCACUGGUGGUGUGACUUUGAGGGGUGGUUUGGGUUUGAUUUUUGGGGUCUUGACAGGAAUGAUUCUGUUCUGA
Dovyalis caffra is the source of this 537-nucleotide messenger RNA. The record is from the annotation of a GenBank genome assembly. Lineage: Eukaryota; Viridiplantae; Streptophyta; Magnoliopsida; Malpighiales; Salicaceae.